AUGGAUGACUUCACGGAGAAGUAUCGCCAAAGAGAGAAAAGGUUCUCUGAUCCGCAUCUGCGCAAUCGAGCCUUGGCAGGAGAAGAAGAGAGCUUAGACGAGUGGGCUGCUCGACUGUGGUAUCGGAUCGACCGCGACAGAAACGGUUUCAUCACUAGCAAAGAACUGGACUGUCAAGAGUUCCACAACAUCCUUCGUGCAGCUGUCGCUCCUGUGACCGGCACCUCGACCGGUGGCGCCACCUAUGCGCGGAAGCAGGUGAACAUCGAGGCUGCUAUUCAGCUGUGCCUCCGUAAAGCCGACUUGAACAGCGACGCGAUCCUUUCCUUCCGUGAGUUCCGCUCGCUGAUGCGCUGCCUCCGCAGGCCCAAAAUGGCACGCCACACUGCCAACCUGGUCUUUGCACUCUUCGACUUGGAUGGGAACGGCUACAUAGGCCGCGAUGAGUUCCACGAGCUGCUCGGCUUUCUUCUCGGCCGCAACCCUCGCACUGUGGAGUUCGAGGAUGAGUGGGACCGACUGGUUGCUCCAGCUGCCGGUUCUGCAAACCAAGCGGAGUACGUCGACCAACGUACGUACAUCCGUUGGCUCCAGUCCUCAGACGACCCGAAGAUCCGCCAGCAAGCGCCCGAUUGUGCUGCCAACCAGGCUGCUCCACCCUGCAGCCUCCCUGGCAGCCCAUCCAGCUUCGGAACCCUGACUGUGGACUUGUCUGCGACUUUUCCAAGACCGUCCACACAAUCUCGGCCAAAAUGGAAUCAGCGCUUCAACUGCUCGAUCAACCCCGGCCAUGUGAACGACCAUCGUCCAGCCGGGCUCAGGCAGUAUUUCCAGCGCGAGCAGUCCAUGCCGGAGCUGAUCCGCUUCUGGGAAGGGCACGGCGGCUCGACGUUUCGGAAACACCUGGAUGCCAUGAAGUCACCAGCUGCUACAGCUCCGCCGUGCAAGCUCUUCCCGAAGUCGCUGUCCACGGGGGGAG
Messenger RNA from Symbiodinium necroappetens, 979 nucleotides. Lineage: Eukaryota; Dinophyceae; Suessiales; Symbiodiniaceae. The record is from the annotation of a GenBank genome assembly.